CAGGCAACAUGGUCUCCCCUGUAAGUUAUCAUGUCUGUGAACGGACAGUGACUCAAAACGUCUCCAAAGUGGUCCCUUUCCAGAAGCCACGUGUUGAGAAAUCCCUGUGUAUGGGAUGGAUUCCAUGGAAGUUGUGUUCCAAGACUUAUUAUGUGACAGAGUAAUCGGACAAUAUGGGUGCCUGACACCAUGACCAUUAAUGAUUGCUGCGAAGGGUACGAGCUUGUGGGCCAUUAUUGCGCCAUGUCUCCAAAAAGUCCGAAGUUUAAUCACCUCCAGGCCCGGUGUCUGCCCUGCCGAAAUAGAUGAGGGGCUAAUAUGUCCCGAGUGCACAGCGAUUAUGACUGUUCUGGAUUCCUGAAAUGUUGUGAGAGACUUCCACUGGAUCUUUUUGCAUGUCUCCUGAACCUCCAGCUCUGGAUCGGAACACAAUCAAAUUUUGGUACAAUGGAACCAUCACUAUAAAAAUGAAAUAUUUUGAACUGGUACAGCUGGACCCGGGCUAUGCUAAUCACACGAGGCUACUGCAUGCAAUGGUCACUGGAGAAUUGUGGCCGAUGGAAGCAGUCGUGUACCAUAUCUCCACUCAGCCUUCCGGGCCCGUCACCAUCGUAUCUUGCAUUCUUAUUGGAAUAAAUGAGUCAGUACGGCUGCAGGACAUUGCAACAUCAUUCAGCAAUAUUGCGAUUCGCUUACCAGAAGUGAUUAAUGUUCAGAUAGACGAUCUGGAUGAAUGUCUCCACCGUGAGCUUGGUGCUUGCCCACCAUUCCAUGAUUGUAACAAUACAGAGGGUUCCUACAACUGCAAGCUAAACUCUGCCCAUCCUACUCCACCGGGACCAGGUAUCCAUGUUGGGCCAAGUCUGUCCCCUCCCAAUGGAUCUACGAACCACCAUGCUGUGUUGCCUCCUAGCACUCCUCCCUGUUACUGCUCCACCUUUCUCAAUCACAGCGUCAGUAAUGUAACUACCAGCGGAUUUCACAUUAAGUGGAGUGCUGACUGUCCUGACAACCACAUUUAUAACAUACAGAUAACAUCUUCAAAGGGAAUUCACAGGAGUGACAACGUAUCCGGAACAUCUCUGAAUAUAAGUGGACUGAAUUAUGGGGAACUCUACACUGUGCUGGUCACACUCCACACCUGUUCCGGAGAGACACAGUCAUGGGAAGAGAAGGUGAAAACAGAUGGACAAAUACUGAACGGAACUCUGAAGAUCCAAAACUGGAACCUCACGGAAAACCUGCAGGAUCCGACUUCUCCAGAUUAUGCUAAGUUUGAGAAGACAUUCAUCUCAGAGAUAAAGCAGUCCCUUUCCGGUGACAUCCCCCAGAGCAGAUAUCGGUGCAGAUCCUGUCCCUGAGUCCCGGGAGUAUUGUUGCCAAUUUCCUAAUUGUCAUCAAUGGCACACAGAAUUAUAUCAAUGUCACCUUGUCCUCCUUGUCCGCCAUCAACGAAAGCUCCGUGUUUAAGGUCGAUCCGAAGUCUGUUAAAAUCGCAGAUUUCAACGAAUGCCAGUCUCCUCUGGAUAAUGACUGCAACAUCCAUGCAGACUGUAUAGAUCUACAGACUACAUUCACCUGCGAGUGCCAUCUGACGUACAUCGACCAAGACCCCAGCAGACCUGGAAGGAAAUGUGAAGGUCCGGUCAUAGGCAAUUUAUCGAUAGCAUCCAUGGCAAGCACAGAAAUCGCUGGUGGAACAUAUUCUACAAUCUCUAUAGAUACUUCCCCUCCAACCACCUCCUCAACUGCAGAACAUAUCACAAAGGUCACCACACAACCUGCCAUUGAGCUGCCUCAACCGACUCCUCCAACAAAUCAUGUGACAUCCCCCGUUUCUGCCCCCAAAAUUCCCACAAAUGGACAGAUUGUAUCAAGCACACCAACAGCAGUCAAUACACAGCCAGCUCCACCUGAAACAAGGAACACGGUGUCUCCGAAUCCGACAAUCUCAGCAAAAGAUCCAAAGGUGACAACGACACACACCAGUAACACAGAGUCUACCCACUUGAGCACUAUCAGGGAUCAACAUUUGAUGGAGGUGAAUGCAACAACAUAUCGGGAUCAAAUUGCAGUUCAUUCAACCGCCGGUGAUAAGGGGAGCACCACGUUUAUCUCAACCGUGCACCCAAAGACUGAUCCAAUGAUGAGUUCCUCCACCGCCAAUAAGGGAUUCAUCACCAUGACCUCCAUGACCUCCCCAACUGCCAAACUCACCACAGCCCAGGAAAAUGUGUGCUCCUUCUCUCUCAUGUCUAAUAAUCCAAAUAUUGAAUCUACCAGUACUUCACUCCUGACCCUUCAGAGUACAACUACACAGCAUGCCCCUAGCCUGACUCUAAAAGAUGCCAGCAAAGUGAUUUGUGAGACGGGGAGGAUCGGUAUCUCCAUUGAGAAGGCCUUUCUGAAAAUGAUGUCUAUCUCCAGCCAUUCUUUGUUUCUUGGAAGCCCUGAGUGCUCUGUGAACUGCAGCACAGAUACCCACAUCCUCAUAACCGCUGGAUGGAAUGACUGCAACACGGAUGUGUUUAAUAAUAAGACUCACAUUGUGGUAAACUCAACCCUGUAUAUUGAUUUAUCUGCAACAAUGCCAAACAUCACUCCAAGGGCAGUCAGCCUUAUCCGCUGCAUCUUCCAGAAUAGCAUCCUGUGGUCCAGUGGAUACAAUCCUGCUGGAGGGUUUUACACCAUCAUCGAGAAGCUAGAAGGCGGAGGAUCAUUCUUUCCAGAAUUCCAGCUAUUCAUUGGCGAUCAGCCCAUCCCGACAAACUUCACACUUUCCGCCACAGAUGACAUAACGGUCCGAAUAUGGAUCAGGACAGAGGAGGACCAGUUCAAAGUUGUCAUCAACGAAUGCUGGGCAACACCAACAGAAAAUGCCUAUGGUCCUGUGUCGUUCCCCUUCAUCAAAGACAGCUGUGCUUUGGCGAACACCUUCACCACCAUCCAGACGAACGGCGUCUCCAGCAAUGCUACCUUCCAAACAAAGAUCUUCUCCUUUGUCAACAAUCCUAUCGUAUACCUGCACUGCCGGCUGUCUGUGUGUCGGGAGGUGAUACCUAACACCUGCAAACCGUCUUGUAGCAGUUCCCGAGCGUCCGUGAGGAGCGGUGAAAAUGUCUUCACAGGAGUCACUCGGAUGGGACCUCUGCAUUUGAACAGCCGAAGCAGUGAAGCAGGCACGUCAGCUAAUGCCACACUCGGCCCCGGUUAUAUCAUUCUCAUUGCCAUUGGUGUCCUUGCUGUGGUCGCCAUUAUCAUCGCCGCCCUGGUCUGCUGGCAUCAACGAAGAACUGGCAACUACAACUUCAGGAUGAAGACCCGGGAUGUCGGCUACCAAGUGUUUUCCAACUAG
Molecule: messenger RNA, 3355 nt
Organism: Staurois parvus
Lineage: Eukaryota; Metazoa; Chordata; Amphibia; Anura; Ranidae
Source: the annotation of a GenBank genome assembly